This is a messenger RNA of Neltuma alba, 3896 nucleotides long. RefSeq names its product pentatricopeptide repeat-containing protein At4g20090-like. The transcript has 3 exons. Gene Ontology annotation, molecular function: protein binding. The record is from RefSeq and is a predicted model, not a curated record. NCBI's taxonomy places the organism in Eukaryota, Viridiplantae, Streptophyta, Magnoliopsida, Fabales, Fabaceae. Bases 66 to 2015 code for a protein of 649 amino acids.
UUUUCUCAGGUCAAGCUUCGCGGGGGCUCAGCAAACCAUUUUCUCAAGCAAGUCCUCUUUGAUCGAUGCCCAAAUGCCCAAUCCCUCUCUCUAAUCUUCUCAGAAACUCAGUGCUGAGGGGUCUCAGCGUGUGUGUCCAUUCUCCUAUUCAUUCGCUUCCGAGUUGCUCCUCACCUCCUCAUAAUGACGGAGAAGAUGAAAUUGAGCCUUUGCUUCCGGGGGAAAUCUUCAAAUCAGGCACCCAAUCGGGUUCUUACAGAUUGGGCGACUCGACUUUCUAUUCACUCAUUGAAAACUACGCGAUUUCCUGCGAUUUUAGGUCACUGGACAGGGUCUUGAGUCAAAUGAAGCGCGAAAGGAGAGUUUUUGUCGAAAGGAAUUUCAUUGUAAUGUUCAAAGCUUAUGGGAAAGCGCAUUUACCUGAAGAGGCGAUGGGGCUGUUUCAUAGGAUGGAGAAUGAAUUUCGAUGUAGGCAAACUGUAAAAUCUUUCAAUUGUGUCCUUAAUGUCAUUAUUCAAGAGGGUAUGUUUACUCGUGCCUUGGAUUUUUAUUCUGAUGUAAUUGCUACCAAGAGUCUGAAUAUACAUCCAAAUGUACUCACUUUCAACUUAGUUAUCAAGGCCCUGUGUAAGUUGGGUUCAGUUGAUAAGGCUAUUGAAAUGUUCAGAGAAAUGCCACUCAAGAACUGUGCUCCCGAUACAUAUACAUACUGUACACUAAUGGAUGGGUUGUGCAAGGAGAGUAGAAUUGAUGAUGCCAUUUCUUUAUUGGAUGAGAUGCAAAUUGAAGGUUGUUUCCCAAACCCCAUCACAUUCAAUGUGUUGAUUAAUGCUUUGUGCAAGAAGGGUGACUUAGUACGUGCAGCCAAGCUUGUUGAUAACAUGUGUCUUAAAGGCUGUGUCCCAAAUGAGGCCACGUAUAAUGUCCUUGUUCAUGGAUUGUGUCUCAAAGGUAAGUUGAACAAGGCAGUUAGUCUAAUGGGUCAAAUGGUAUCAAAUAAAUGUGUGCCUAAUGAUAUUACUUAUGGAACACUCAUUAACGGGUUUGUUAAGCAAGGCAGAUCUGUUGAUGGAGUUCAUGUAUUAUCCUCAAUGCAAGAAAGAGGUCAUGUAGGGAAUGAGCAUAUUUACUCAUCCCUUAUUAGUGGGCUGUUCAAGGAGGGAAAAUCCGAGCUUGCUAUGCAACUGUGGAGAGAAAUGGAAGGAAAAGGAUGUCAACCAAAUGCUGUUGUGUUUAGUGCUUUAAUAGAUGGUCUUUGCCGAGAGGGGAAGCCAGAUGAUGCAAGGGAAGUUUUAUAUGAGAUGAAGAGUAAAGGAUAUGCACCAAAUUCUUUUACUUAUAGCUCCCUAAUGAAGGGUUAUUUUGAAAAAGGUGAAAGUCAUAAAGCUAUUCUUGUGUGGAAAGAGAUGGAAGACAAUAAUUGUAAUCAUAACAAGGUUUGUUAUAGCAUACUAGUUGAUGGCUUGUGCAAGCAGGGGAAGCUCAUGGAGGCCUUAAUGGUGUGGAAGCAGGCAUUGAGUAGAGGAAUUAAAUUAGAUGUUGUGGCUUACAGCUCAAUGAUUCAUGGUUUUUGCAAAGCUCACUUAGUAGAACAAGGCAUGAAACUUUUCCAACAGAUGCUUUGUCUGGAAUCUGAAUCACAACCCGAUGUGAUUACAUAUAACAUUCUUUUGGAUGCUUUGUGCAUGCAGAACAGCAUCUCCCGUGCUAUAGGUCUUUUAAAUAUUAUGCUAGAUCGGGGUUGUGAUCCUGACUUAAUUACAUGCAAUAUUUUCUUGAGAACUCUGAGAGAGAAAGUGAAUCCGCCUCAAGAUGGGAGAGAGUUUCUCGAUGAGCUUGUAGUCCGGUUAGUUAGGCGACAUAGAAUAAUAGGUGCUUCCAAAAUUAUAGAAUUGAUGCUGCGUAAGUAUUUGCUUCCAAAAGGUUCUACUUGGGCCAUAAUUGUUCAAGAGCUCUGCAAACCCAAGAACAAUCAAAAAGCUAUUAAUGAAUGUUGGAGCAGGCUGUAUUGCUGAUUUUUUUAGAGCCUUUGUUUUCAACUCUUUUAAAGCUCAGAGAUUACAAAUACAGUAAUCUGUCAAGGUCAUCACUCUGUAGGUACUCAAACUUUUCAAAGGAAGAUGCACAGCAAAGGUAGAGUUUUCAUUGUGCUUUAUUCAUAGAUCUCAUCUUGUUUAUUUGGAGAUAUCAGUGUGAACCUAGAAGGCUGCAAAUGUCGAGAAUUGUAUCACUUGGACCAUUUCAGCUGCCUGACUUUGUAAACUGCAGUUGUCCCCAACCAAAAAAAAAAAAAAAAAAACAUCUUGUAUUAGUCAAUUCAAACCAUAAAUAAUGUAGAAAAGAUUUCAAAGGAAAUUGAAAAAUCCUAAUUUUAAAUCAAUAUUUUAAAAAAAAUGAAAGUUCUCAACUAUUUUAAUUAAAGUUCUGCAAGAAUAUUAAGAAUAGUAUUAUUCUACUUUCCAACACUAUCUUAUAUUUAGCAGUUAGGCCUCUAUUUUGAUCCGUACUCGUGUUUUUUGAGUGCUAUUAAUCCUUUAGAUAAUUGUAAAAAUUUAGAUUUUAUUAAAUAUGCAUUUGGAUAAGUGGAUCUGUCUAGAAAAGAAAGUGUUCCUUGGAAAUUUUUAGUUGACUUCCUGACUUGUUGACAACGAUUAGAGAUAUGAAUAAAACCAGGCUAAGGAUUCAUCUAACAGAUUAAGCUUAGGUUAUAUUGAUCCAUGAUAGCAAUGGUCUUUACACCACAAUAUCAUGUUAAUUUCUCAAUAGUUGUCCAUGACAAUUUGGUUUGGGAUGGUUAUUCACUAAUUGUGUACAUUUUUUGUCAGUACUCUCCUAAACAUUCACGCUAUGUUGCGUAUGCUGACUGGUAACAUUCAAUGAAGAAGUUAAAUCGGAAGAGAAUAGAGGUUGACUCUCACCUUGGACAGAGCUUGAAAAGAAUAGCCUUUUGUCAGAUAAACUUGUGCACAUUUGGCGCUUGCAAAGGCUAGUACCUGAUGGCGAUUGUUCGGAAAUAAUGAAUGGACUCUCAGGUAUUAAAUAAUAAAUAUGAUGAGAAUGAAUUAUGGAGCACGCACUUUGGUUAAAGAGAGAGGGAAAAAAGAAAAAGAAAAAGAAAAAGAAAAGAACCAUGGAGCACGCACAACUGAUAUUCCUCAUUUCUGGUUUAUCUGUGAUCCUGAUAUGUUUUCUAGCUCUAUAAUUUUCUGUACGCGUGUGUCAGAUUUGGUUAAUGUAUUUCCCUUGCUUGAAGAUUCCUUCUCUGGUAGUCUGAUCUGCAAUUAUUCAAGAGCCCAGAAUCACUUGACCUUAAUCUUAAUGUACCUUUAGAAAGAGGUAGAUCAGAGUGUAAGACAAUCCUUAGACCAGAUGACAACAGCUAGGGAGGGUGAGGCAUUUACUCAUGAAGCUUCAAAUCAACUCUCCUUUUCAUCAUGGAUUUCAAAUUGGACAAUACCUAGGUCAAUUUCAAGAGGAUUAUGGUUCUAGAAGGAUUAUUCGAUUGGAGAUGGAAGAUCCAUUGACGUUGGGGGUCCUAUUCGCGUUUGUCAUGUCUCUUCAACUGAAACAGCUGUUAGGUUCAUGCAAGACUCGUUCAUCCUGUAACAAAGGGGGUACUUGAGAAGAGUACCAUAGUUGGAAAAUCGGUUCAUCCUGUAACAGAGCCAAAUCAGUUCAUCCCGUACUUGCUAUUGACCUUGUGAGAUUCAGAUAUACCUACUGGAAGGCUAUUAUAUGUGAUCUAAUAGUGAGAGGUGUAGAUAAGUUGUACAGUUUAAUUUCUGUUUUCUCACGUACCAAACAGAAUAUGCUUAUUGUGUAGGCUUGACGAAUACUACCUCCAAAUGUUUAAUCUUUAAUAUAAGAGCUAGUUGGAUAUUUAAUUUGGUAUUGAA